Molecule: messenger RNA, 1097 nt
Organism: Prorocentrum cordatum
Lineage: Eukaryota; Dinophyceae; Prorocentrales; Prorocentraceae
Source: the annotation of a GenBank genome assembly
AUGAUCAACUUCACCUGGUGGGUCAACCGAAAGGACCCUCAGAGAGGGAGGGCGGAACAUCUUCCAGGGCGGAUUCCUCGGGCUCGACAACAUCGGCGUGUUCGACCGUGGCGGGGAGAGCUGCCCACUGGCGGCUUCAUAAACCAGUCCGACGGCACGAGCUGGAUGGCCUUCUACAGUCUCACGCUCAUGCGCAUCGCCCUCGAGCUCGCCCGGGCCCCUGCGGCCAGAUCCCCCGCCCGCUGGCAUCGCUCGGACGUGACGCGCCUGGCCGAGGGCCUGGGCCUCUGGGACGAGAAGGACGAGUUCUACUACGACGUGCUGACCACCCCCGACGGGAACCGCGUUCCCUUGAGGGUGCGCUCCAUGGUCGGACUCAUUCCGCUGUUCGCCGUGGAGGUCCUGGAGCCGGAGGUGCUGGACAAGCUGCCCAAGUUCGCGAGCAGGUGCCAGGAGAUCCUCGACAAGCGGCCCGACCUCGCCUCGCUGGUCUCCCAGUUCGAGGUGCCCGGCGUGGGAAACCGCCGCCUCCUGUCGCUGUUGCGCGGCCAGCGCAUGAGGUCAUUGCUCCGGAGGAUGCUGGACCCGAAGGAUCGAGUUCCUGUCCGACUACGGCGUGCGGGCGCUGUCCAGGGUCCACCUGGAGGAGCCCUACGUGCUCGAGCACGGGGGCAAGACCUACCAGAUAGGCUACGAGCCUGCCGAGGCGUCGGUGAGGAGAUCAUGGGCGGCAACUCGAAUUGGCGCGGACCGAUCUGGUUCCCGAUGAACUACCUCAUCAUCGAGUCUCUCCAGAAGUUCCACCAGUACUACGGGGCGGACUACCUCGUGGAGUGCCCGGUGGCUUCUGGACAGCACUGCUCCAUCCUGGCGGUGGCCGAGGACCUCUCCCGCAGGCUCGUGGGCCUCUUCAGGAGCUCGGAGGAGGGCCGGCCCUCCCUGCGGCUGCACCCGAAGAUGGCGAAGGACCCGCACUUCCGGGACCACCUGCUGUUCUACGAGCACUUCCACGGCGACAGCGGCAGGGGCGUCGGCGCCUCGCACCAGACUGGCUGGACCGGGCUGGUGGCGAAGCUCAUCCAGGCGUUCGGCGACAG